Phanerochaete carnosa HHB-10118-sp is the source of this 1236-nucleotide messenger RNA. RefSeq lists its product as uncharacterized. Gene Ontology annotation, molecular function: phosphopantetheine binding. NCBI's taxonomy places the organism in Eukaryota, Fungi, Basidiomycota, Agaricomycetes, Polyporales, Phanerochaetaceae. Gene Ontology annotation, biological process: secondary metabolite biosynthetic process; amino acid activation for nonribosomal peptide biosynthetic process. The record is from RefSeq and is a predicted model, not a curated record. The transcript has 5 exons. Gene Ontology annotation, cellular component: cytoplasm. The coding region runs from base 536 to 1030 and encodes 164 amino acids.
UAUUCAUGAGAUAUUCUCUCGACGCGCACGAACAAUCACCGACACCAUUGCCGCCAGCCACCUCGGGGCCGCUCUAACCUACCGGCAGCUUGGCGAGACUUCCGAUGUGAUGGCAUGCGACUUAUGCAAGAACGGCGUAACGAGAGGUUCGAGAGUCUGUGUUCUCAUUCGGCGCUCGCUGGAGAUGCUCGUCGGGAUUUUUGGCAUCCUCAAGUCGGGCGCAUCGUACGUCCCAAUAGAUGGCGGGGCCAUCACUGACCAAACACUCGGCUAUGUAUUGAAAGACUCUAGCGCAGCUCUUGUCUUCUGCAUGCCCGCGUUCUUCCAUCGUGUUCCCGAAGGAGCGGAAAUUUCGCGCCUAGAGGAUUUUAUGCUCGCCACCGUGACUAGCUAUCGCACGGUAUAGGAGUGCGAGUCGACCCAUUCCUCGAGGAGGGUUCCUAUUCCGACGAGGCCUACGUGAUCUGUACUUCGUGUCUGUUGUCGUACUUAGCGCAUAUGUCCCUUGUUGAACGUAGCCGUAGACACCACUCGCAUGCCCAAGGGCGUGAGCAUAUCUCAUGGGAAUGUGACAAAUCUGCUGUGCACCGACUCUGGUAACCUCAGCAUCUGCCCUGGAACCAAGGUAUCGCAGCUGUUCAGGAGCUGCCUGCUCAACGGUGGGACGCUUAUCGUGCGGGGCCCGAGCAAGCCGGAUUGGGAGACCGCGCUUCGACCCGUGCACGUCGUGAUCGCAACGCCUACAAUCUUUCAGUGCUACCGCGCCGUAGACCAUCCAGCCAUCCGUAUUGUCGCAACCGCAGGAGAACCGUGCCCGCGAGCACUCGCAGAUGAAUGGUCUGUGAGGAAGACAUUCUUCAACUGUUGUGGACCUACGGAGACUGCAAUUGUCAGUAUGACGCAUUGCGUCAAGCGCGGGACAUCUCUCUCCAUAGGCACCCCAGUUCCCAACACUCGUGUCUACACCCUUGACGAAGAGUUUCGGCCACUACCGUUGGGCUGCGCGCCUGCGUGUCAUUGGGCUACUUAAAUAAGCCAGAGCUAAACCGGCCGCCGGGGCGGCAGCAGUAUCGCCGCGAUCCGUUCUCCGACGGCGGGUGUGCAUUUUCCGUUCAUUCUUGUAUAGUGCUCUGAAAUAUGCGCACCAGGCUCAUGUUUAACACCGGUAAUCUCGGGCGUUGGAAUCAACAUGGUGAGCUCAAGCAUUUUGGUCGGCUGGACGACCAAAGGUCAAGG